Colletotrichum siamense is the source of this 687-nucleotide messenger RNA. It is a transcript of the gene vti1, whose product is annotated as Vesicle transport v-SNARE protein vti1. Gene Ontology annotation, biological process: vesicle fusion with Golgi apparatus; intracellular protein transport; Golgi to vacuole transport. The transcript has 3 exons. Gene Ontology annotation, cellular component: late endosome membrane; endoplasmic reticulum membrane; Golgi apparatus. Gene Ontology annotation, molecular function: SNARE binding; SNAP receptor activity. The coding region runs from base 1 to 687 and encodes 228 amino acids. The record is from RefSeq and is a predicted model, not a curated record. NCBI's taxonomy places the organism in Eukaryota, Fungi, Ascomycota, Sordariomycetes, Glomerellales, Glomerellaceae.
AUGUCCAACCCUCUCGAGACCGAGCCCGGCUCUGAGCGCUUCAGCGACUACGAAGCCGAGCUCAAGCUCGUCCAGGCCGACCUGGUCCAGAAGCUCGACCAGAUCCCCGAGCUCUCGGGUGAGCCGCGCAAAGCAGCUCUCAGCUCCGCAGAGCGCGCCCUCGAAGAGGCAGAUGAACUUCUCGCCCAGAUGCGCCUCGAAAAGGCAAACAUCCCAACGACCCUCCGCUCCAAGAUCAACGCCCGCUUCCGCAACCACGAAUCCGACAUCGACUCCCAGAAGCGCAAGCUCCGCUCCCUUGCCGACGACCGCGCCGCCCUCUUCGGCGCUCGCUAUACCGACAACCCAUCAGGCUCCGGCCAAGACGUUCAGCUCGAGCAGCGCCAGCAGCUGCUCAACGGCACCGACCGUCUCGACCGCUCCACUCAGCGCCUCAAGGCCUCCCAGGCUCUGGCCAACGAGACGGAGUCCAUCGGUGCCAGCACCCUCGCUGACCUGCACCGCCAGCGUGAAACCAUCCAGCACACCCAUGACCGCCUCCUUGAGAGCGAGGGAUACGUGGACCGUAGUGUCAAGACACUGCGGGGGAUGGCCCGUAGGAUGGCUACCAAUCGGGUGAUUACCAUCUCCAUCAUCACGAUUCUCGUUCUCCUUAUUGUCGCCGUCAUUUUCAGCAAGUUCAGGUGA